Drosophila teissieri is the source of this 2676-nucleotide messenger RNA. RefSeq lists its product as uncharacterized. The transcript has 4 exons. NCBI's taxonomy places the organism in Eukaryota, Metazoa, Arthropoda, Insecta, Diptera, Drosophilidae. The coding region runs from base 1 to 2676 and encodes 891 amino acids. Gene Ontology annotation, molecular function: nucleic acid binding. The record is from RefSeq and is a predicted model, not a curated record.
AUGGUUCGUUCAUUCAUGGAGAUGGACAGCAUUCAGCCUAACCAGGCUCUCCUGGACGCCAGCGAUCCCACAGAGCGUCAUUUUGCUGCCACACACAAGCGCUCGACGGACGGGGCCAUCAAUCGCUUCUUCUCGCUGGAACGCAAAUUUCGUCGGUAUCCAGAAUUGAAGCAGCAGUACGAAGCUUCCCUGGACGACUACUUGCAACGUGCACAUAUGGAACAACUGACCUCGGGUCAGGUUGAGGAGUCCCCAGACACCUGCUUCUAUUUGCCGCACCACGCUGUCAUCAAACUGGACAGUCUGACUACCAAAUGUCGUGUAGUUUUUGAUGGAUCAGGAAAGGACAGCUCUGGAGUAUCGCUCAAUGACAGACUACAUAUUGGUCCACCGAUUCAACGCAAUCUUCUUGGCGUUUGUCUACGCUUCCGGCAGCACCGAUAUGUUUUAUGCGCAGAUGUCGAAAAGAUGUUUCGAGGCAUUAAAAUCUUUAAGCCACACACCAAUUUUCAGCGCAUUGUUUGGCGCCAGACUGAGAAUGAACCUCCGCUUCAUUUUCGCCUGCUGACGGUUACCUACGGAUUGGCACCGUCACCAUUUCUGGCUGUUCGAGUUCUAAAGCAACUUGCCGACGACCAUGGCCAUGAAUACCCUGCAGCAGCUCACGCUCUUUUGCACGAUGCCUAUGUGGACGAUAUCCCUACAGGCGCCAACACAUUCGAGGAGCUUAUGAUUCUCAAGGACGAGCUUAUAGCCCUCUUGGAUAAGGGAAAAUUCAAGCUACGCAAAUGGAGUUCUAAUAGUUGGCGUCUUCUGAAAUCAUUACCAGAGGAAGAUAGAUGUUUUGAACCUAUCCAGCUCCUCAACAAAUCAGCUGCGGAUUCACCUGUCAAAGUUCUUGGUAUCCAAUGGAACCCUGGGAAGGACGUUCUGUAUCUCAACCUAAAGGGAUGCGAUGCGACCAUUUCUCCGACGAAAAGAGAACUCUUGUCUCAGCUAUCAAGAAUUUAUGAUCCGCUUGGACUGGUAGCGCCGGUCACAGUUCUACUCAAGCUAAUCUUUAAAGAAAGCUGGACAAGUGUCCUGCAGUGGGACGACCCCAUUCCUGAAAGUCUACGUACGCGCUGGAGAGCCUUAGUAGAGGAUUUGCCAGCACUUACGCAAUGCCAAGUACCACGGUAUAUUGCGUCACCAUUUCGAGAUGUUCAACUACACGGAUUCGCCGACGCAUCCUCGCACGCCUUCGGUGCGGUAGUUUACGCUCGAGUUGCAGUUGGAUGCAGCUUUCAAGUAACUCUGGUUGCCGCCAAAACACGGGUGGCCCCGAUCAAGCCCGUAUCAAUUCCACGUUUGAAGCUAAACGCUGCCACGAGCUGCUGGACAGAUUCAGAAAUUGUGCUACACUGGCUUUCAGCUCCCCCUCGACGGUGGAACACCUACGUCUGCAACCGAACUUCUGAGAUAUUGAGCGACUUUCCCCGUAGCUGCUGGAACCAUGUUCGCACGGAAGACAAUCCUGCUGAUUGUGCUUCCCGAGGACUUCAUCCGUCAAAGCUUCUGGAGCAUAGACUGUGGUGGAAAGGUCCGUCCUGGCUGGCCUCACCUACCUCCGAGUGGCCACCUUCUACUAGCAAGUUCAGCGUAUCUUCAAGUUUCGAUGUCAACACCGAAGAACGAGCCAUAAAGCCCACGACUCUACAUAACUUUCCUGAUGAAAGUAUACACGAGUUACUCAUCCACAAAUUCUCAACCUGGACGCGUCUUAUAAGGGUAUCUAGCUACUGUCAUCGAUUUAUUCACACUCUUCGAUCUCAUCAUAGGAAUUCGGCACCAUUUCUUACGUCUGAAGAGUUGCUGGACGCACAGCGCCGACUUAUUCGACAUGUGCAACAAAAAUCCUUUGCCAGAGAAUAUGCGCAGCUAGAGAAUCGACGCCAGCUUAACGCUAAAUCGCAUCUUAUCCGGUUUUCUCCGUUUCUGGAUGAUUAUGGAGUAAUGCGAGUCGGUGGGAGAAUCGAGCAAUCUACACUCAACUACAACGCCAAGCACCCGAUUCUGAUACCUAAAGAUACACCACUAGCUGGACUGCUGGUUCGACAUUUUCAUGUCUCCUAUCUGCACACUGGAGUUGAUGCAACGUUCACCAAUCUUUGUCAACAGUACUGGAUUCUGGGAGCCCGCAAUCUCGUCAGAAAGGCAGUCUUCCAAUGCAAGUCCUGUUUUCUUCAACGAAAGGGCACAAGCAACCAGAUCAUGGGAGAGCUACCAAUUCCUCGAGUUCAAGCUAGCCGCUGCUUUCAACACACAGGGCUGGACUACGCUGGACCGAUCGCAAUCAAGGAAUCAAAAGGAAGAACUCCACGCAUCGGAAAGGCAUGGUUUUCUAUUUUCGUGUGCCUCACUACAAAGGCACUUCACAUCGAGAUUGUUAGUGAGCUAACUACACAGGCUUUCAUCGCAGCCUUUCAACGAUUCAUUGCCCGCCGAGCGAAGCCUACUGACCUGUAUUCGGACAACGGAACUACAUUUCAUGGAGGCAAGCAAACUUUGGAUGACAUGAGACGUCUGGCCAUUCAACAAGCCAAAGAUGAGGAACUAGCAGGAUUCUUUGCCAAUGAACAACCGUUCAGGGGGGCCGUGUGUUCCUAUUCAUUGUCAAUGUGUGAGGAUGAGUAG